Molecule: messenger RNA, 2677 nt
Organism: Chlamydomonas reinhardtii
Lineage: Eukaryota; Viridiplantae; Chlorophyta; Chlorophyceae; Chlamydomonadales; Chlamydomonadaceae
Exons: 3
Coding region: 97-2523 (808 amino acids)
Biological process (GO): ceramide biosynthetic process; sphingolipid catabolic process
Cellular component (GO): membrane; cell periphery; endoplasmic reticulum
Molecular function (GO): glycerophospholipase activity
Source: RefSeq, a predicted model, not a curated record
GCCGUGCGCAGAGUCAGUUUGCUAACCUACAAGCAGUCGCGAUACCCUUUCUUAGCUCAAACUGGUACCGUACACAAACUACAGUCAGGAUAAGUUAUGGAUGCACAGGCGGGCCCGCUGGGAGAACACGGUGGCCGAAACAUCUUGCUUCCAGACAUAUGGAGGCAUAUCGCCAGCUUCUCCACGCAUAAUGACAUCGUGCUCACAAUCAAGCCCAUUUGCCGGACCCUGCGGGACUUGUUCGCUGACCAGUCUGGCGUGCGUGCCUUUGAGGCCGUGCCCGCCGAUGCCUUCAUCCUCAAGUGGUCCGACGACGGCGCCCACUCCCGUGCGGCCGUUGCCGAGCUCACCCUUAAAGAGCGCCGCGCCCUGCUUGCGGCCACAGCCCGAAGUGGCGUGGAGGCCAACCUGCAGCUGCUCUGGCGCGUCUGGGCGGACCACUUUCCUCUCCGCCAGGAUGUUUACGAAGCCGCCGCCUCCAUGGGGAACGUGGAGCUCUUCGCCAGCCUCCUGGAUCAGGACCUGAACAUGACGGUGCAAGACAUGGGCUUUUCGGUGCUGGAGGCGGCGGCCGGCUGCAAGAACCACAGCCGCGCGAUGGCCAUGUGUCGCUUCCUGGAGGAACAGGGAGCAACCAUGCUUGCCCAGCGCACACCAGGCAUCGCCGCGGCUGCUGGAAACGCCGUGCUCGCGGAAUGGCUGCUGGAACGCGUUGCGCCGGACGCGGCCGCAGCAGUGGCGGCGGAGAUUGCGGCGGCGGACGGCCCGCGGCCGCACGGUCUUGCGCGGCAGCAGCAGGCGGCGGUGAUUGAGGACAUGCUUUCGCAUGCCGCCAGCGGGCUGGAGCUGCAUGAGCUUCAGGCCUUCUCGUGCAAGCACGGCGGUAUCGGCAACCUUGGCAGUGCCAUAGCCGGGAGCAUCGGGAGCAGCAACAACGGCAGUAGCAGCAGCAGCGCCUGGCGGCGCUACGUGCUCUUCCACAUGAUCUGCAGGGCUUCGGUCAGUUCCGGCGCUACCUGGCGGGACAAGGUGCUGUGGCUGCACAAGCAAUGGGUGGCCGAGUGUGAGGCGGCGGCGCUCGCGGCAGAGGCGCGGGAGCGGCGGCGCGCGGCGGCGGUCACCGUAGAGCAGCAACUGGCCCUGGUCGCGGCGGGCGUGAGGGGCGUCUUCGCAACUGAGCUGGGUGCGGACGUGGCGUUGGGGCCGGUGUGUCUGGGCCUGCCCGACUGGAAGGCACGGGUGGAGCUGAUGUGUGGCCAGCUGGGCUGCCCCUGGGAUGCCUGGCAGGCUCUCAUGGCGGCCAUGGAGUGCGGUAACGCCUCCGCGGUGCGGGAGGUGCUGGCGCCCGCGGGUGGUGCAGAUCCGGCUCACAGGGAUGAACCCGGUAGUGACGGCAGCGGCGUUGGAGAGGUCAGCGGCGGCAGCACUAGAGCAAUGCCUCGUGAAGCGGGAGGAGGUGCUGCUGGUGGCAGCACUAGCCGCGGGGGAGGCGCAGGUGGCGGUGACGCCCAAGGUGGUGUAGCAGGCGAUGGCAGCAGCGCUGGGCCUCAGCUGCGGCUGCGGCUGGCGCAGCCGCCUGAUGUGCGGGAGCUGUACAAGAUGGCUCUGCACGCCGCCAGCCGCCCCGCGGAUGAGCCCGGCGCCGACCGGCUGGGUGUGCUGCAGGCGCUGCAUGAGCGCGGACUGCUGCCGCCGCGGCACCCCGACUCCAGGCCCCCGCCGGGCGUGGCAGUCCCUGCCGGUGCCGAGGCCGCAACCUACGGCAGCGAGCCGGGCUCUGUUUCCGACAGCCUCUCAGAUGAGGACGAGGAUGAGAGGGCACACCGUGCAUCACGCCGCGCGGCGCGCCUCGCGCCGCGCCCGGUCGACGGCUUCGCCUCCCUGCUGGGACAUGUUGUGAGCUGCGGCAGCCUGGCCGCGGUGCGCUGGUGUGUGGAAUCCGUCCUGGGCGGCGCGGGCAGUCCUGAGGCGGUGGCGCAGCUGGGGUUUGGCACGUUGGACCGUGCCGCCAUGGUGGGGUCACUACCGAUCAUGCGCUACCUGGUGGACGACUGCGGCUGCCCCACGGACCGGCUGAGCCCGCUGGCCUUCACGCACGCCUGCCUGUCCGGCAGCGAGGCCCUGAUGGAGUACCUGGUGCUGAGCAAGAGCUGCCGCAUGGUGGCUCAGGAGCCCGACGAGCCCUGGCUCACGGUGGCUGCGCAGGGCGACGUGUCCACACUCGCCUGUUUAGAGCGACUGGGCUGCCCAUGGCGCCCCAGCCCUAGCCUGGCCAAGCAAGUGCUACAGCGGGCCGAGGGCGGCCGCGUGCGGUGCGAGGCGGCGCUGCGCUGGCUGCACCGUGUCAAGCGCUGCGCCAUUAACACACGGGCGCUUAGGGACGUGGCGGCCGAGUUCGUUCAUGAGUCGUCGGGGUCUCUGGACCGAGAGCUGGUAAUGUGGGGCAUCCAGGAGCGGGGGGCUAGAGGCGCCGAGGAUGAGGAGGAGGAGGAGGAGGACCUUGAGGAGUUUGAUGGAUGGUGAGGCAGGGGCAAGGUUAUACCUGACGUAUGUGGACCCUAUGCCAGCUUUUGCGACUCGGUGGGCUUUAUGCGGCUUCAAUACGGUACUGUUGCUCGAGCCCGGGGUGUUAGAAACUACAUGGGCAGGGGCUGGCCCUUUGUAAUGUUGUUCUCGA